AGCCUAAAAUCCCUUCAGUACUAAUUUUUGAUAAAAUCCCGCCCAUUUUCCCCCAGUUUACACGACGAGAUCGCCGACGAUCCCAAUCAAGGAGGAGGAGGAUGUAUGGGAGGAGAGCAUCGAAGCUGUUGAAAGAAGCAGCCGCCUCCGAGAAAGGCCAGCUCACCGCCUUCAAUAAUGACACAUUUGAUCAAGUCAUUAAAGAGUGUACUGAGCACAGCUUACAACUCCAGUCCUUGAUCAGGAAAAUUGAGGAGCAGAACCUGGACAUUCAAACAACAAGAAAUGAGGAUCACUUUGGUGCUGUUGUACAUCACCUCUCCAUAGCUCGCAACAAACGCUGCCUCAUGGCUUACAUGUAUAAUAGAGCUGAAAUCAUUCAGAGCCUGAGGUGGAAAAUUGGUCCCGUUCUUCCCCAGGAAAUUCAAGAAAAGCUCAACUAUUCAGAAGAAGAGUAUUUCAAGGGUCACUCUUUAGCCAUAGAGUCCUACAUGUCAGAGCUGGAUAUAGAUUUGAUCGUGGAUAUGGUUCCUCCCAAGGAUCCCUAUAUUCAAGUAAAGGUACUGGAUAAUAUCGGUGAAGUUUGCCUUGGAGACCAUUCGAUCUCUCUUACGAAGCACUCGUUACAUUUCCUUAGGAGAAACGAUGCUGAAUCAUUUAUUUCACAGGGUCUCAUGGAAGAGUUUAUAGAGUGAAGUGGGAUUGUUGGUCGGUCGCUGAUCUCUCGUGGGCCAAAGGGCCGUCGGGGUCGGGGGCCCAAGUAAGUCGGUGGCGGUUGACGCGUGUGCGAUAGGAUAUAAACGGCCGGAACUCCAUCUGGUUUGCGGUCGGUUGAUGCUUUCUGUUUGUCUGAGUCGUCUGACUCUCAAUUGAACUCAAUUGGAUUGAGUUUGGACCUUUUUUUUUUGUUUGAUAUUUUCCUUUUCCUUUUUUAUUAAAAUGGCAUCUCUCUUAGAAAGCACAUUGGUUGGUGACGUGGAAAGUGGAGCAGUCAAAUGUGCAGUGAGAUUUUUUUUUAUUCAGUCUUGCCCGAAUCCAAAUCCAAAUCCACAGAAACUUUGUACCUUUUUAAAAGAAUUAAAGAUCUGGAUCAAAACUUAUUAUUUUAUGGAA
This is a messenger RNA of Asparagus officinalis (garden asparagus), 1113 nucleotides long. Its product is annotated as DNA replication complex GINS protein PSF1-like. Gene Ontology annotation, biological process: DNA replication; DNA strand elongation involved in mitotic DNA replication. Lineage: Eukaryota; Viridiplantae; Streptophyta; Magnoliopsida; Asparagales; Asparagaceae. The coding region runs from base 102 to 695 and encodes 197 amino acids. The transcript is spliced from 7 exons. Gene Ontology annotation, cellular component: GINS complex. The record is from RefSeq and is a predicted model, not a curated record.